Dendronephthya gigantea is the source of this 1322-nucleotide messenger RNA. RefSeq names its product cubilin-like. Lineage: Eukaryota; Metazoa; Cnidaria; Anthozoa; Malacalcyonacea; Nephtheidae. The transcript has 22 exons. Gene Ontology annotation, molecular function: calcium ion binding. Bases 186 to 1322 code for a protein of 378 amino acids. The record is from RefSeq and is a predicted model, not a curated record.
UUCCACCCACUACUAAUCCAGGCAACGCGACAAGAUCUUCUAAUACAUCUAAUCCAGGCACCAUUGCACCCACUACUAAUCCAGCCAACGCAACAAGACCUUCUAAUACAUCUAGUCCAGAUACGACGCCUUCUUAUACAUCAAGUCGAGGCACCAUUCCACCCACUACUAAUCCAGCGAAAAACAUGCCACGAAAUUUUACGACAUCAGCGCCAGAAUUAUGCGGCGAAAGUCAACUGUAUCCUCCUGGAAAACUCACAAGCCCUCUUUAUCCCCUUUCAUACCCUCACUACAUGGAUUGCAGUUGGACCAUUUCCAGCACCAAUGGAAGAAAAAUUUUACUACAGUUUACUUCAUUCUUGCUGGAAGGUAGUUACAGUUGUGGAUUUGACUAUUUGGAAGUUUAUGAUGGAGAUUCAGCAAAUACGACGAAACUGGGCAGAUUCUGUGGAAACCAAUUACCAAGAAGCCUGGUAUCAUCUGGACUCAAACUCUUCAUCGUGUUUCACUCGGAUUAUAGCGUGUCAGCACCGGGAUUUGUUCUGAACUAUUCAACACCAUUAGAUGUAAAUGAAUGUUACUUUGGAACACACAACUGCGCUAUUGGAGCGUCAUGUGUCAAUACGAAUGAAUCGUUUUACUGCAUUUGUGAAAACGGUUAUACCGGAGAUGGCGUAACCUGCACAGGUUUACAUCUUUAUACUAAUUAUUUAUAUCAUGAAUGUGAACUUGGAAUUGAUAACUGUCAUUCUCAAGCAUCAUGUCGCAAUACCAAUGGGUCGUUCGACUGUUCUUGCAACUUUGGCUUUAGUGGAGAUGGAAUAGCAUGCAACGCGACAAGACCUUCUAAUACAUCUAAUCCAGGCACCAUUCCACCCACUACUAAUCCAGGCAACGCGACAAGAUCUUCUAAUACAUCUAAUCCAGAUACGACGCCUUCUUAUACAUCAAGUCCAGGCACCAUUGCACCCACUACUAAUCCAGCCAACGCAACAAGACCUUCUAAUACAUCUAGUCCAGAUACGACGCCUUCUUAUACAUCAAGUCGAGGCACCAUUCCACCCACUACUAAUCCAGCGAAAAACAUGCCACGAAAUUUUACGACAUCAGCGCCAGAAUUAUGCGGCGAAAGUCAACUGUAUCCUCCUGGAAAACUCACAAGCCCUCUUUAUCCCCUUUCAUACCCUCACUACAUGGAUUGCACUCCAUUUCACCAGAAUGACGAUUCCAAUAUAAUUAUUGAUGAGGGAGCGCAGGGUAUCCGGAAUGUCAGGCAGAGGUCAAUGUCAGUAAUCCUCGAUAACUUGCGAAAGCCGACUUGA